Messenger RNA from Drosophila miranda, 1337 nucleotides. RefSeq lists its product as uncharacterized. The transcript is spliced from 3 exons. Bases 117 to 1280 code for a protein of 387 amino acids. Lineage: Eukaryota; Metazoa; Arthropoda; Insecta; Diptera; Drosophilidae. Gene Ontology annotation, molecular function: protein binding. The record is from RefSeq and is a predicted model, not a curated record.
GCCAUCGCCGCCGCCGCCGCCGCGAUUGAAAUAUUGACGCUACCCCAUCUCCGAAUCUCCGCUAUUCGAGAAACGAUUGCUGCUGAGGAAAUUCGCAGCAGACUUUACGGACAUAUAUGUACAUAUUUCCACUGGACGCUGAAAACGCACAGGCAGCGUCUCUGCUAAGAAGCUUCAACAUGCUUCUAAAUUUACCACUGGAGAUCAUUGACAAAGUGUUCGGAUACCUGAAUGAGAAAGAACUAGUGAAAGCGGCCCAAGUCCACCAGCAGCUUGGCCGCGCAUUUGCCUACCACGUUGGAGGGAAUUACAAGCGACUGAAUUGCUGCCAUUUUGUAGGCGGCACUUCUGUACUCCGCUAUACGUACGACGAGCUUAGAGUUAUUUUGUCCCUGUGCGGGUCCACUGUUGUGGAUAUUUCAAUCAAAUCUAGUGAUGUAACGGAUCGAAUUGGAGAACUCAUAAAAAAGUACUGCAUUAACCUCGAAUCUGCCUUUAUCGUGGUCACAGAUGGAAAUUUCAACGCGAUCAAACGUAUUUUAGGCAUGAAAGGGAUACAAAAACUUGGCUUGAAUAGUAACCGUUAUCGCGGAUCGGAUCUGUUGCAGCACAUAAAUCCAAACUGCAAAAGAUUGUGUUUAAUUGGAAAUACUCCGGACCAGAAGGAACAUUUAAGGCAACUGACUAAUUUGGAAAAACUGGACGUGGAAUCUUUCGAAUUCCGAAAUAUUUUCGAAAUCUGCUCCCAUUUAAAGAAGCUACGGAAGCUCAUGGUUUCUGGUCUCCGGGAUACAUCACAGAAACUGAAUUUUUUGUAUCCCGAAUUGGAAGAGCUGUCUCUUCGGUAUUUCUACAUUAAACAAGAAUUUCCAACAUGUCCGAAGCUGAAAACGUUGAGAUUGUUCUAUAGUGUAUGUUUAACUGAAAGCGUGGCGCAACUUAUUUUAAAGUACGCCAAUACACUGGAGUCUCUGAUAUUAAUACCUAAAGAUUAUGAACACGAAUUCUAUGCAAAGGAUUUAAUAAUUGUUCUCAGAAAUUGUAAAAGCUUGCAGUUUCUUGACACCAAAAAUAGUGUUUUAAAAUCUAUAUUCUCCGAAUUACUGGAGUCCUUUAUUCAGAUUUUAAAGGAAAACGGUUUCAGCACACAGAAACGCUUUAAAUUGGUAGGGGACUUGGAUAAAACCGAUGAACUUAAGCAGGAAUUGAUGAACAAACUGCCGAAUUCCGAAGUGUGGGACUUGAUUACAUUGACUGACAUCAAGAUUUACUGCAUAUGAUUAUGAAAAUAGAUUUGCAAGAAUAAAAAUCGAAUACAAUAUCGAAAACCCAACCAA